CAGCCCUGGACCAUAUUUGUCAGGACUACUCGAGAGACGGAGAAAAAAAUAUAUAAAGAGAGAGAGGAUUUAGGGGGAUUGACUUCACCUACACUAAUCCUCUAUUCACUGACAAUUCAGCCUCUGAAAGCGUGGAUUGAGCAAGGAGAUUGUGGAAAAGGUGAUAAUAGGUGAUAUCAUUAUUAAUAAAACUUAGUAGAAACUGCAUGAAACUGCAAUAUCUGUAUCUACACCAUGACUGAGCCAGCUUCUAGUGGAAGUGGGCAAGACUUUGACGUAUUCAGUGUAAUGGACUGGAAGGAUGGAAUUGGUACCUUGCCUGGAAGUGAUCUGAAGUUUCGUGUGAAUGAGUUUGGUGCCCUGGAAGUCAUCACUGAUGAAACUGAAAUGGAAAGUGUCAAGAAGGCCACAGCUACCACAACUUGGAUGGUGCCAACAGCUCAAGAAGUCCCAAACACUCACUGCUCUUUGCACUGUGUAGUGUUCUCAGAGAAGACAGAUGGACCUUCAAAACUGAAGGAAACUGCCAGUGUGGAUGGGCUUCCUUUCUGUGAAAAUUGCCUUCAUUCUGGAACCACGGGGGAAUUUGUAGUUGGAGCUUGCAGCCCAAGGUGUGUCCCUCAGGUGAAAAACAGUUCAAGAGAGCAAAAGGAAGACAGAGUAUCAGAAUUCACCAAUGAAGACCAUUCCAAGGGAAAUCAAAAAAGAAAAGCUAGAGUACCUUCCAAAGGGGAAUGUAUGGAAGAUGGAGACAAAAAGGAUGAAACAGAGGAGAAUGCUGAUAGAAGAGUAUUAAGAGUCUCUCAAAGAGCCACACGGAAAAGGAAAAGAGACAUGACAAUUUUAAAACAGACUUUAAUGUCCAAAGGAAAGAAAGCAUGGAGUUGGUCUUCAUAUUUGGACGAAGAGAAGGCUAUAGCAGCACCUUCAAAGAUUUUUAAAGAGUAUCAGUCCUUCCCAUACAACAAAAAUGGGUUCAGAGUUGGAAUGAAACUGGAAGGAGUGGACCCUGAGCACCAGUCUAUGUAUUGUGUGCUUACAGUGGCUGAGGUUUGUGGCUAUAGAAUUAGACUCCACUUUGAUGAAUUCCCAGAUUGUUAUGAUUUCUGGGUGAAUGCUGACUCUUCUGAUAUUCACCCAGUUGGUUGGAGUGAGAAAACAGGGCACAAGCUUCAUCCACCUAAAGGAUAUAAAGAAGAUGAAUUUAAUUGGCCUGCAUAUCUGAAGAAAUGUAAGGCUCAAGCUGCUCCUAAAUCCUUGUUUGAAAACCAAAACACUACGGUGAUUCCAUCAGGAUUUCGAGUAGGGAUGAAGCUUGAAGCAGUAGACAGAAAGAACCCUGCAUUUAUAUGUGUUGCUACGGUAACUGACAUCGUGGACAGUCGUUUCCUAGUUCAUUUUGACAACUGGGAUGAGAGCUAUGACUAUUGGUGUGAAGCAGCUAGUCCACACAUUCACCCAGUUGGAUGGUGUAAAGAACACAGAAAGACACUAGUUACCCCUCCAGACUAUCCACAUGCCAAACAUUUUUCUUGGGAGAAAUAUUUGGAAGAAACCGGUUCUUUACCAGCACCUGCCCGGGCUUUUAAAGUGAAGCCAUUUCAUGGAUUUCAGAAGAAUAUGAAACUUGAAGUAGUUGACAAGAGGAAUCCUGUACUUAUCAGGGUAGCCACAGUUGUAGAUACUGAUGAUCACAGAAUAAAGAUCCACUUUGACGGCUGGGACGGCAUUUAUGAUUAUUGGGUCGAUGCAGACAGUCCUGACAACCAUCCUGCUGGCUGGUGUGCGAAAACCGGACAUCCUCUUCAGCCCCCUCUUAGUCCCUUGGAGCUAGUAGAAGCAUUAGAACAAGGAGGGUGCCCUACAGCAGGCUGCAAAGGCAUCGGACACAUUAAAAGGGCCAGACAUAUGGGACACCACAGUGCUGUCAGCUGCCCAUAUUCUGAGAUAAAUCUGAACAAGGAGCAUAUCCUUUCCGACCGUUUAAGUGGAGAACUACCUCUGAAUAAUCCACCUACGCAUUGGAAUAGAAAGCCAGAAGGAAAUGAAACACCAUUUUCUCCUCCAGUCAAUAAUAGAAAAUGCCCCAGUCCCAGUGGCCUAAAAUCUCCAGUAUAUCUCCAUUCACCAAAACAAGAAAAUACAGAUGUGAAACCUGUUUGCAAAAAGCCUCUGAUGUGUGAUGCCAAAGAAAAGAACUACAGGGGAUGCCAGACAACCAGGGAAUUUGCUAAGAAAGAUGGAUUUGAAGGAAAGAAGAUGGAAAGCGAAGAGCCUUUGAACAAAACCAAAGAUGCCAAGGAUUUCUGUAACAAAGGUUCCCAUCCUCAGCCGCUCAUUUUGCAUUCGAAAGGGACAAGCCCAUCCUUUCCAUUGCGGUGGGAGCAGCAGAGCAAACUCCUUCCCACUGUGGCUGGAAUUCCUGCUAGUAAGGUUUCCAAAUGGAGCACAGAUGAGGUCUCAGAGUUCAUACGGACUUUGCCAGGCUGUGAAGAGCAUGGCAAGGUGUUUAAAGAUGAGCAAAUUGAUGGAGAAGCAUUUCUGCUAAUGACACAAGCAGAUAUAGUCAAAAUAAUGAGCAUUAAACUGGGACCAGCCCUAAAAAUCUUCAACUCAAUCCUCAUGUUCAAGGCAGCUGACAAGACCUCUCACAAUGAACUCUGAUGGAGACACAACCACAGGGCAUGCCUCUGUACUUCAGCUCAUGUUUUUAUUCAAAGCACAAAGAUGCAAAAGGAUCAUCAAGUAAGGAACACUCCAAGGUGAGAAAGUUGUUCAAAACAGGUAAAGGACUGACAAGCCUGCAGGAACGUGGCUAACUGAACACUUCUGGAAAGUGCUUAAGCUUUUUCUCAAGACAUCUUUAAAGCCGACUAUACUUACUGUUUGCCAAGUGAAUGCCUCUAAUUUUCCUGACUAGCCACCCUUAAUUUGACAGGAAACCAUUAACUAAAUUAGCUGAAUAAAAUUACGGGGUAUUAGCCUUUUCUAAUGAGUCAUGAAAAAUGUAAUUCAUGAGUUUGCCCAUUCAGCUUAGUGAAUUUAUCUGUAUCAUUUUACCAUUUUCAUAAUGAAUUGUUUACACUCCAAAAACAAGUGGGCUACAGUUGGGUAAUUGAGACUGUUAACAAUUUAAUUUUGCACUGGAGCUCAAACUGAAAACUUUGUUACAAUUCAUGUAUUGUUAAGAAAACAUUCCUGGAAAUCGAUGCUUUUUUAUUUUUGCAUGAUUAAAAAUGUUUAAGAAUACUUCCACCAGCAUAUUUAAUAUGAACUUAUUAAAAUAAAAAAAUG
This is a messenger RNA of Pogona vitticeps (central bearded dragon), 3294 nucleotides long. The record is from RefSeq and is a predicted model, not a curated record. Lineage: Eukaryota; Metazoa; Chordata; Lepidosauria; Squamata; Agamidae.